Messenger RNA from Balaenoptera acutorostrata (minke whale), 799 nucleotides. Its product is annotated as ubiquitin carboxyl-terminal hydrolase isozyme L3-like. Gene Ontology annotation, molecular function: cysteine-type deubiquitinase activity. The coding region runs from base 136 to 615 and encodes 159 amino acids. Gene Ontology annotation, cellular component: cytoplasm. The transcript has a single exon. Gene Ontology annotation, biological process: protein deubiquitination; ubiquitin-dependent protein catabolic process. Lineage: Eukaryota; Metazoa; Chordata; Mammalia; Artiodactyla; Balaenopteridae. The record is from RefSeq and is a predicted model, not a curated record.
GCUGGAGAGGGGCCGGGCGGAGCGGACAUGGAGAGUCAACGCUGGCUGCCGCUGGAGGCCAAUCCCGAGGUCACCAACCAGUUUCUCAAAUAAUUAGGUCUACAUCCUAACUGGCAGUGUGUUGAUGUAUAUGGAAUGGAUCCUGAACUCCUUAGCAUGGUACCAAGACCAGUGUGUGCAGUGUUGCUUCUCUUCCCUAUUACAGAAAAGUAUGAAAUAUUCAGAACAGAAGAAGAGGAAAAAACAAAAUCUCAGGGGCAAGAUGUUACAUCAUCAGUAUAUUUCAUGAAGCAAACCAUCAGCAAUGCCUGUGGAACAAUUGGACUAAUCCAUGCUAUUGCCAACAAUAAAGACAAGAUGCACUUUGAAUCUGGAUCAACCUUGAAGAAAUUCCUGGAGGAGUCUGCAUCAAUGAGCCCUGAAGAACGAGCCAGAUACCUGGAGAACUAUGACGCCAUUCGAGUUACUCAUGAGACCAGUGCCCAUGAAGGUCAGACUGAGGCACCAAAUAUAGAUGAAAAAGUAGAUCUUCAUUUUAUUGCAUUAGUUCAUGUAGAUGGGCAUCUCUAUGAAUUAGGAUGCCAUAGAAGUUUGCAAGAAGUUUAUGGAACGUGACCCUGAUGAACUGAGAUUCAAUGCCAUUGCUCUUUCUGCAGCUUAGCUUGUCCAGAAUGGAAACACCAAAUACUGUAUUAUUUGCAACAAAAUUAAAUUUCUUCUGCCAUACACUAACUCAAAAAUUUUGAUAUUUUCAUUAACUUGACUGAUUAAACUUUAUGUGAACUAAAAAAAAAAAAAA